Phasianus colchicus (ring-necked pheasant) is the source of this 2297-nucleotide messenger RNA. Lineage: Eukaryota; Metazoa; Chordata; Aves; Galliformes; Phasianidae. The record is from RefSeq and is a predicted model, not a curated record.
GAGGAAAAUUGGGUAAAAAAUGAGGAAAAUGGGUAAAAAUGAGAAUUGUGGCAAAAAAAGCAAAAAAUUCAGAAAUUGGGCGAAUCGAAAUCGGGUGAAAAUUGAGGAAAUCGGGCAAAAGGAGGAAAUUGAGCAAAAACGUGCAGAAAUUUGACCCGAAAAAUGAGAAAAUUGGGCAAAAAAAGAGAAAAUAAUGAGGCGGAAAAGGCGGGAAUUGGAUUCGGGUGGAGGAAAUUGGGUGAAAAAAGGGGAGAAUUGGGCAAAAAGUGAAGAAAUGGGGCAAAAACUGAAGAAAUGGGGCAAAAAGUGAAGAAAUUGGACAAAAGCGGGGACCGCCCCUCCCCCGACCCCCCGCUGCCGUCCGUCUGUCCGUCCUUCAGCCCAUCCCCAUCGGCCGUCCGUCUGUCCCUCCAUCCCCAUUGUCUCCGCGACCCUCCGUCCAUCCCUGCGUCUGUCCGUCUGUCCAUCCUUCUGUCCAUCCGGUUGUCCGUCUGUCCGUCCAUCGCCACAGCCCCGCGUCCUUCCAUCCGUCCCCCGUGUCCGUCUGUCCGUCCCCAUGUGCCUCUGUCCAUCCCCGUGUCCGUCCGUCCGUCUGCCCUUCGGUCUGUCCUGUUGCCCGUCCGUCUGUCCGUCCGUCCCCCACGUCCGUCCGUCCUUCAGUUCAUCCCGUUGUCCGCCCGUCCCGUUUGUCCCCUGUGUCCAUCUGUCCGUCCCCAUGUGCCUCCAUCCAUCUCUGUGCCCGUCUGUCUGUCCAUCCUUCGGUCCGUCCGUCUGUCCGUCCGUCCCCCACGUCUGUCCGUCCUUCAGUUCGUCCCCGUGUCCGUCUGUCCGUCCGUCUUCUCAAUCCAUCGCCGUGCCCAUCCGUCCCCGUGUCCCUCCGUCUGUCCGUCCGUCUUUCAGUCCGUCCCAUUGUCUGCCCGUCGGUCCGUCCAUCCAUCUGUCCUUCUGUCCGUCUGUCCCCACAUCCCUCCAUCCAUCCCCGUGUCCGUCUGUCUGUCUGUCCAUCCAUCCCAGCGUCCCUGUGUCCUUCCAUCUGUCCCCACGUCUGUCUGUCUGUCUGUCCCCAUGUCCCUCUCCCCAUCUCUUUGUCCAUUUGUCCGUCCGUCCCCGUGGUCCCACAUCCUUCCAUCCGUCCCCAUGUCCGUCUGUCCGUCUCUGCGUUCUGUGUCCGUCUGUCCGUCCCCGUGUUCCUCCAUCCAUCCCCACGUCUGUCCGUCCAUCCAUCCGUCCUUCAGUCCGUCACGGUGUCUGUCCGUCAGUCCGUCCAUCCCCACGUCCAUCCGUCUGUCCAUCUGUCCCUGUGGCCCCACGUCCAUCCGUCUGUCCCCACCUCGUCUCAGCCGUUCUCACAUCCAUCUGUCCGUCCAUCCUUCGGUCCACGUCCUCCGUCUGUCCGUCCAUCCCCAUGUCCGUUUGUCCAUCCUUUUGUCCCUGUGUCUGCCUUCGUGUCUGUCCGUCCCCGCAAGUUCGUCUGUCUGUCCUUCUGCUUGUCCCCGCAUCUGUCUGUCCAUCCGUCCCGAUGUCCGUCUGGGCAGCCCUGCGUCCUUCCACCUUGUCCCCCUGUCCAUCUGUCCUUCCCUCCAUCCGUCCCCGUGUCUGUCUGUCUGUCCAUGUGUCCCCGCAGCUGUCCGUCCUCCUGUCCCCGUGUCCGUCUGUCCGUCCCCAUGUCCUUUCGCCCGUUCAUCCCCAUGUCCUCCUGUCUGUCCAUCCAUCCCGGUGUCCUUCUGGCCAUCCUUGUGUCCGUCUGUCUGUCUGUCUGUCCGUCCAUCCCCGUGUCCCCACGUCUGUCCGUCCCCACGUCCCUCCAUCCGUCCCCGUGUCCGUCUGUCCUUCCGUCCAUCCAUCCUCAACGUCCAUCUGUCUGUCCAUCUCCGUGUCCGUCCAUCCAUCCCCACAUCCCGCCAUCUGUCUCCAUGUCUGUCUGUCUGUCUGUCCCCGUGUCUCCGUGUCCUUCCAUCCAUCUGUCCCUGUGUCCGUCUGUCCUUCCAUCCAUCCACCCCCAUGUCCGUCUGUCCCUCUGUCCAUCGCCAUGUCCUUCCAUCCAUCCCCACGUCCGUCUGUCCUUCCACCCAUCCAUGUCCCCAUGUCUGUCCGUCCGUCUCCACAUCCAUCUGUCCGUCCACCCAUCCAUUCCCCACAUCUGUCCAUCCGUCCCCACGUCCGUCUGUCCAUCCCGGUCGCCUUCAGUCUGUCCCCGUGUCCGUCUGUCCUCAUGCCCCCCCCAUCACCUCCGUCCGUCCCCGUGUCCGUCUGUCUGUCCACCUCCAUGUCCACCCGUCCAUCCCCAUGUCCAUCCC